This is a messenger RNA of Lingula anatina, 1643 nucleotides long. RefSeq lists its product as uncharacterized. The record is from RefSeq and is a predicted model, not a curated record. Lineage: Eukaryota; Metazoa; Brachiopoda; Lingulata; Lingulida; Lingulidae.
GAUUAACACCAUAAUGGACUACCACCUCAAAGAACAUUACGAUGUUAAGUCCCCUAUCGACAUGGCCUGUUGGGAUAUACUGGGCAAGCACAGCAAGCUGCCCCUCUGUACGCUGCUUGGCGGACGCUACGGAGAGUCGGUGAAACUACAUUACCACGUGGGACAGAAUACCCCGGAAAAAACCAGGGAAAUUGUUACAAGGUUUAAAAACGAAGGGUUCGAGUGUUUCCAGCUUAAAGUCGGCAGUAAUCCCACACAAGACAUUCAGAGGGUGCGCGAAAUCCGCAAAAUGCUGGAUCCCUCAAACAUACUCAUGGUGGACCCAAACACCGCCUGGCUUCCCCAUCAGGCCAUACGCUUUGCCAACGCCGUCCAGGAUCUAGACGUGUACUUGGAGCAGCCGUGUGCCAGCUACGAGGAGAACCUGCACGUGCGCAGAUACACCAACCUGCCGUUUAUCCUGGACGAAAGCACGGUCGACGUGGUCCGUCUGAUGCAAGGAGGAUUGGGUCAAGUGGCCCAGGGGGUGGUGCUGAAGAUGGGCAGGCUAGGGGGUGUGACCAAAACUAAACAAGCAAGGGACCUGUGUGUCAACCUUGGCAUCGCUGCCAGAAUUGAAGACCCCUGGGGAGGUGAAAUCGCUUCUGCAGCCAUUGCCCACCUGGCCCACAGCACCCCGGAAAAAUACCGCAUACCGUCUAUAGAUCUCAAUAACUACAACUCUGUUAAGAUUGCUGAAGGCGGACCAGUGAGAGUGAAUGGAACAAUAGCCGCCAAUAAAGGUCCCGGAUUGGGAAUUACCCCCUGCAUGGAUGUCCUCGGUGAUCCUGUUCUCACAAUGUAGUGCGUGUACAUGUGCACGAUAUCUUCAAAAUGACCCUUUUUCUCCCUGAAGUUGUUCUUUAAUUUUAAUAUUUGAAGGCGCCACAAAGUAUCACAAUACCAAAAAAGACUUCAUCUUUGAUUAAAAACACCAUAACCAGCGCGUGAGAUUUGCGAAGUAUAAAGUGUGUGCAACCCUACAUUAACUCUGCCGCCAUACCUUAUACCAUCUAAUAAAAUUGAAAAAAAAAUAUUUAAAAAAAUUUGAUUUUUUGAACGAUGCUCAAUAAUCUGAUCAUCCACUAGUAGGCAACCAACAGCAGAUACUGACAGAUUGAAAUUGAGCACCUGCGUUCUACACACAAUAUGAAUCGUCACUAGAUUUGUUAAUAAUCAUUAGGUUUCCUGUCGAAAUCUCAAAAUAUAGAUAUACAUUAAGUAUCAACGUCCCUUAACUGAAUUGUGCAUAUACUCCAAUGAAAGGGAGUCAUCAUUUAUUAUGCGUUGACGAACCAAGGUUUGAAUGUGCCAGGCUCACUGGGUGGAAACUGAAAAAGGAAUACUUAUCAUUACAAUGUACUGUUACUUUUAUUAAAUUUUAAGUUAAAUAACUUAACAGACGACUAGGACAGAACUCAAACACUGCAAUUACAUGUAUCUGUGUCUGAACAUUACGACUACGACUUCUACUGGGUACUACAGCCAGCGAAUCGAGGGGUGAGUGAGAAAUAUGCUGAGAAAUAUCAUUGGAUUUACUAGCUCGAAAUAAAAUGUAUUGUUUAUUGUGUAAUUUCAUACGAUGUAAGAACGCGUCAUAAGUU